CGUGCACCCCUCAACUGGAAUAUGCAAUAUAUGCCACACAUCAUGCAUCAUGAUCAUCAUCUCCCCAAACGGUAGGUGAAAAGAACUCAUAGUAGGCUGCCACCGCUCGACAAAUGCUAAAAUUAAGGGCGCAUCAAUGUACGUGAACGUAGUAAAGGAUUUAUAGUACAGAGGCAUACUACAAAGACGAUCCUGUAUCGAUGGAGGCAACGACCUAACCCACGUCCUCAAACGUGCACAAAUCCUCUCUCGCGUCUAACAUAUUAGGAGAAUUCUAUCCCCGCCCUCCCAUAUCUCCAUAGCUACAUGUCCACCAAAACUAGGGAUAACCACACCUCCUUUCAAAAAAAUAAAAAUAAAUUAAUGUCCACAUCUAAAUGGAAACAAAUCAUACACAAAAAAACAAAAUAAAUCAUCCAACUACCGACACACAAGCAUCAUUAAACCAAUUCCCCCCACUACAUUUUCUCAUCCAAACCCAAAAAAAAACAACCUCCAUCACCCAAAACUGAUCCCCUUCUCCAAACCCAAAGUCCCCCACUACCAUACUACCAUGGCAACAGAAACAGAGCUAGAAGAGCCAGGACUCUCACAGGAUGGACCUACAUGGAAAGAGCUCCUCGGGUCCCACAACUGGGAAGGUCUGCUGGACCCACUUAACGACGAUCUCCGUCGUCUCAUCCUCCGCUGCGGUGACUUCUGCCAAGUCACAUACGACACAUUCAUCAAUGAUCAAGCGUCCGCCUACUGCGGUGCUAGUCGAUACGCUAAAGUCGAUCUUCUAGAGAAAACUGCCUUUCCUGGUGGCUCAGACAAGUAUGACGUCGUAGGGUUCUUGUACGCCACCGCACGUGUUAGUGUUCCUGAGGCAUUUCUGCUCAAGUCUAGGUCACGUGAGAAGUGGGAUAAGGAGUCUAACUGGAUUGGUUAUAUUGCAGUUUCGAAUGAUCAAAUGAGUAAGGAGAUUGGGAGGAGAGAGAUUUAUGUAGCCUGGAGAGGAACUAUUAGAGAUUAUGAGUGGGUUGAUGUGCUUGGAGCUCAACUUCUGUCUGCUAAACCUCUGCUGCGUCACCAAGAAGGACCUCUUGAUGACCAAUCAACCGAAUCCGUUGCUCCAAUGAAAGCAACAACUGAUAAUGGGACAGGAAAUUUUUUUCCUUCAUGGAUCCUGACUUGUUGUCAACCAUACGAUUCCAAAAAACCAGACGGUGAUGAUGAAGGCGAGAACGAGGAUCCUAAAGUAAUGGCAGGUUGGCUAACAAUAUACACAUCUGAAGAUCCAAAAUCUCCAUUUACAAAACUCAGUGCAAGAACACAACUUUUGACUAAGCUCAAACAGCUUAUAGAUCAGUAUAAAGGUGAAGACCUUAGCAUCACAUUUGCAGGACACAGCCUAGGAGCAACAUUAUCAGUCGUAAGUGCUUUCGAUGUUGCUGAGAAUCUUACAACAGAAAUUCCAGUUUCAGCAAUUGUUUUCGGAUGUCCGAAAGUUGGCAACAAGAGUUUCAAGACAAGAUUUGAUUCGUACCCUAAUCUAAAGGUCCUCCAUGUUAGGAAUGUGAUCGAUUUGAUUCCUCUAUAUCCGUUUAAACUCUUGGGGUACGUAAAUAUAGGUACUGAACUUGAGAUUGAUACAAGGAAAUCGAACUUCCUCAAAGACUCUAAAAAUCCUAGUGACUGGCAUAACUUACAGGCUAUAUUACACAUAGUGAAUGGGUGGCAUGGAGUAAAGGAGGAGUUUAAGCUCGUAAUUAAACGAAGUAUAGCGAUAGUGAAUAAAUCAUGUGACUUCCUCAAGGAAGAGUAUUUGGUGCCUCCAUCUUGGUGGAUUGAGAAAAACAAAGGCAUGACAUUGAAUGAGGCAGGGGAAUGGGUUUUUGGUCAUCCAGAGGAGGAUCCUACUCCAGAAUUUGACUAAGAAGCACUUUUAUGUUUCAAGAUUUUUCUGCUUAUGAUUAGUUUUUUUUUUUAUCUUGAAUGUUUGUAACAUGUCAAAUUUGGUUGCUUCCCUUGUUUUGUAACUAGGUUGUGUGUCUAGUUUCUAUAUCAUUAUUAUGUUUAGCAUGAGUUACUACUUUUAUGUAAGGUUGGAAGGCUAAACGUGUACCAUAUAUAAGUAAGAGUAAUAAGAUGCAAAAUGUAGUCUCUUGUGUA
This is a messenger RNA of Beta vulgaris subsp. vulgaris (sugar beet), 2154 nucleotides long. Its product is annotated as phospholipase A1-IIdelta-like. Lineage: Eukaryota; Viridiplantae; Streptophyta; Magnoliopsida; Caryophyllales; Amaranthaceae. Gene Ontology annotation, biological process: lipid metabolic process. The record is from RefSeq and is a predicted model, not a curated record. Gene Ontology annotation, molecular function: glycerophospholipid phospholipase A1 activity. The transcript is spliced from 4 exons. Bases 554 to 1918 code for a protein of 454 amino acids.